Molecule: messenger RNA, 6079 nt
Organism: Colias croceus (clouded yellow)
Lineage: Eukaryota; Metazoa; Arthropoda; Insecta; Lepidoptera; Pieridae
Gene: mop
Product: tyrosine-protein phosphatase non-receptor type 23
Exons: 21
Coding region: 107-5725 (1872 amino acids)
Biological process (GO): protein dephosphorylation; protein transport to vacuole involved in ubiquitin-dependent protein catabolic process via the multivesicular body sorting pathway; endocytic recycling
Cellular component (GO): endosome
Molecular function (GO): protein tyrosine phosphatase activity; protein binding
Source: RefSeq, a predicted model, not a curated record
ACUUCUCAACAAACAAUAAAAUGACAGUCAUAAAUUGAUAAAUUAAUGAAAACCCAACAAUGAUGAAAUAUUUAUAAAAUAUUUAAUUGAAAAACAAUUAGUAAACAUGGAGGCUGUACCAAAAUUGUCAUUUCUUAGCUUUGAAAUAAAGAUCAGCCCAGAGAAUACGCAUUUUGGCCCUAAACUUAAACAGUAUAUAGCGGAGGCCUAUCGAGAAGAUCCUGAUAGUUAUGGAAAUGAAAUUCAUCAAUUGGAAGGGCUGCGCUCUGCAGCAGUGCGGCCUACUAUUGACGCAGCGGGUCUUAAAGCUCUUAACAAAUACUUUUGUCAACUUCGAGCCAUGCAAAGUCGAUUUCCAAUGGCUAAAGGUCAACCAGCCGCAUGUUCUUUCGCUUGGAAAGAUUUGUAUGCAAACAUGAAUUGUUCAUUAUCAGACAUAAGAUUUGAGAUGGCCUGUAUACUGUACAACAUUGGAGCCCUGCACACACAACUGGCAGCAGCCGAGGCUCGCGCCACUGCAGACAGCUUAAAGGCAGCUUGCCAGCACUUUCAAAAUGCAGCUUGGGCUUUUCAAUAUCUGAGAGAACAGUAUCCUCAACCUUCAGGAGCUGAUGUUUCAUCGGAAAUCCUGAAAUUGUUGCAAGAAAUUUGUUUUGCCCAAGCACAAGAAUGUAUAUUGGAUAAAAGCAGACAAGAUACAAGAAAAUCUAGUGUAAUUGGUGCUGUAGCAACACAAGUGUUACAUUUUUACAAAAACUCACUGGCGAUCCUAGGUCCGUCUACAGGCACAGAUAAUAUCCACGAGAUUAUAGGCACUAAGCUGUAUAACAUCUGGUACCGCAAUCUGUCUUUUAAGGCUUCAUACAUUGGAUGUAUAGUGGCCUUGUAUCAGGGAAUCAAUGCUGAAGAACAGCAGAAAAUGGGAGAGAGAGUUGCAUAUUACCAACAAGCUGUUGACAAAUUGAACGAAGCUCGGAAGCUAGCAAAGUACAUUGAACCGGUGCAGGCCACACAGGAGGCUCUGACGUUCACCAAUGACAUAGUGGAGGGGAAGAGAAAGGCAGCGAAGAAUGAGAAUGAGUUCAUAUAUCAUGAGGAAGUGCCCGAGAAGGACAUGUUGACAGAGCUCAAGCCUGUGUGCUUGGUUAAGGCUGUGGCCAUAAAUUUUAAUGACCCAGAGGUGUCAGGACAGGAUAUAUUCUCGCGGCUGGUGCCCAUGGGUGCUCAUGAAGCAUCGUCUCUGUAUUCAGAGGAGAAAGCAAAGCUGCUGCGGCAUGUGGUCAGCCAAGUGGAGGCCAAAAAUGUGGAGCUCACAGAGUUCAUGUCUUCCUUGCAACUGGACCAACUGGACGUUCUGGACACAGAACAGAAAAUACCACAAGAGAUUGUAGACCGGUGUGCAGCAAUGAAUGCCAAGACCGAGAUGAUCACCACCCUGGUGGACUCCAUGAACAGCCUCGCUGAAGUCAUCAGCGACGUGGAGCACACUCUCGCAGAAAUUAAGGCUGAUAUACAGGAGGAGCGUGUGCUGGAGCGCGAGCACGAGCGGCGCGUGGGCGGGCGCGGGCCGUCGCUGGUGCAGACGGAGCUGGCGCGCGAGCUGCACAAGUACGGGGAGGCACACGCCCGCACGGCCGACAGCAACCUCGUGCUGCACAAGGCGGUCGCGCUGCACGUGGCCAACCUGCGCCUGCUGGCCCAGCCGCUCGACCGCCUGCAGCAAGCCGUGCCCAGCCUCGACGGCAUCGAGGGGCUGGACCGCAGCACGAUGGCGGAGAUGCGGCGCGUGGUGGGCAAGGCGCGCGAGAUGCAGCAGCAGCGGGCCGCUCUGCUGGCCGAGCUGCGCGACGAGCUGGCCGCUGAUGACGUCACCGCCAAGCUGCUGGCCGACCCCGCGCUGCCGCACGACGAGCUGUUCCGCCAGCAGCUCGAGCAGCACACGCCCAAGGUGAAGAUAAUAGAGCAGAACCUGUCGGCGCAGGAGAACAUAAUCAACCGGCUGACGUCGCUGUACGCCGCGUACGGGGACUCGCGGCGCCUGCUCGCCGACGUGCUGCGCAAGCGAGACGCCAUGGUUAACGCGCUGAUCACGUCGUACGACAGCUGGGGCGAGCUGGUGGGCAAGUGCCGCAAGGGGCUGGAGUUCUACCGCAAGCUGCAGCACAACCUGAACGGGCUGCGGGCGCGCCUGCGGGCCACGCGCCACGUGCAGCGCGACGAGCGGCACCUGGCCGACCCCGCGCCCGCCGCACCUGCCGCACCCGCCGCACCCGCCGCACAUGCCGCACCUGCCGCGCUUCACGCAGAUCCCGUUUUAACGAGCAAAGUCGGCCCCGUGCCAGUCGGUGCGACGCCCGGCGCUGCUCCCAAGCUGAAGGACUACCUGCCAUACAUGAAGAACAGAACACUGGCCAGAAAUAUGCCACCGCAAACCCCCGUGGAAAUUCAACCAGAAUCGUCUUACCCGGACCCGAUUUAUCCCACGUCCAUCCGACCCAACCCCGUCGGCUCUGAAGCUACCGAUGUCGCACAGCCAAAUCUACCUGAUGGUGUUACACCUUAUAUGCGCUAUCCGCCCUCCUACAUGCCGAGCGAAAAUGACCCUUAUUCUGCUGCUAAAUACGGGUACAGCGCUCCUAAAGGAUUUAACAAACCCGAGGAGGCGCAGAAUUACAAUUACGCUGCGUAUUCACAGCCACAGUUUCCGACGUCGAUGCCGGAACAACAAAGCUAUGGAAGCCCGUACCAAGCCGCACCUCAAAGUGCCAAUCCCAUGACAGAUUCACAGAAUGCAGCGAUGUAUAACCCGGGCCAAUCGAAUGUGCCCGAAAAUCCUUACGCAGCCACAUACACCCCGUACAUGAGUCAGGUCAGCUCGGCCACCGAUAUGUCGUCGUAUCACCCUAAUCAAGACUUGAGUGCCAAUUUUUCUCAAAUGCACGUCUCUGCGCCAAAAUCGGAAGCGAUGAGCAACUUCAGUGGCGAAUAUUCGCAAACGUACUUCAGCGUGCACUACCCGCCCACCUCCUCCAACGUGGCCACCUACAGCAGCGCCGUGCAGAACAAUAACACUAACAGCACUACACAGCUGUCUACGGAUUACAGCGUGAACUAUCCCUACACACCUGAAGGCAACCAAUACGGCCAAAGUGUGCCCAACCAACCUACUUCCGCACAAGAGGUGCCAAAUCCGUAUCCAAACUAUUCUCAAGCUCAGCAAAAUCCGAGCGGACAGCCGUCUGUGUCUGCCCCCGCUCAGAACGCUUAUCAACCGUAUCAAAAUGUCCCGAACGCUUCCAACGUCUACUCGCCGACGUCUGAUUUCAAUUCUGGGAACAGCUUCACCAACACCUCCAACACUAACACGUACGCAUCUUCUAAUGUCCCAAACUCAAAUAUGAACGCGCCCACUUCGAUGCCCUACCAAAAUGUAAAUACGUCCAUCUCGAUCCCGAAUGUUUCGAAUCCCUACAGCGUGAACCAGCAGUACGCCUUCACCGCCGGUUAUGAUAACGUGUCCCAAGGUUACGUGUACACCAACGCCGACAAUUCCGGCACGUCCACGACUAACGCCAGCACCACCGCUUUCAGCACUGGCCAGGCUUACAUGCCGACCGACUCUGCAAAUUAUAUUAAUCCGGCCCUCGCUCAAAUCGACGCCUUCGAUAAGCCGAUAAAGUCGCACGCUAAAGGAGAAGCUUUAUCCGCGAUGCCGAUCUCGAGCUACCAAAGCUACACGAACGUUCCCGUAAACUACAUGCAGCCCGAACAGACGGUCCAACCUGCGAUAUCGCAACCGACUGUCUUCAACGAACAAAACAACCCGAGCUACGGACAAACUUAUCAGAAUCACCCGGGCUACACUUACAACGCGUGCACGGGAAACUACGAUUACAGUUACGGAUCACAAAAUACCUUCAAUAACUUAGACCAGCAACAACAACAACAACAGACCGUCGACCCGCAGGCGAUGAAUCAGAAUCAGCAAAAUUGGAACGCAGCCGGCGUGUACACGAGCGCCGGGGCUUACGGAACGGUUCAGUCCCCGUCGGAAGCCCCGCAACAGGCGCCGCUUCCCCAACAGAACGCUGACCCAAGCCAGCAGCAAACUUACUACAACUCCCCGUACGGCUACCAGACGGUCACCGACCAGUCGGACGGGGGCUGCGUGUCUGCGGGCAGCACCAACUACGGCGCCAACCCCAACCAGUCCACCUACAUGCAGUCGGGCGUCGCGCACGACACUAGCGUCACUUACUCGGGCAGCGAAGUGUCCAUGUCCAAAGAGAAUUCUAACGAAACGACAUCUCAUUCGCAAAUCAUUGAACCGACAAGUCCACCCUCACAAGUUGAACCUACGCAAACGGUCCGAGACCCUCCGGAACCAGCACCUAAAGUAGAAGAGACGAAAGAACCGACCGCUUUCGAUCUGCUGUCAGAUAUCGACUUCUCUGUUGAACAAACGCCACUGACGCCAGAAAUAAAGGUGCCGCCGGUGUCUGAAAAGGCUGUUGUAAAAUCUACGGUUAUCCGCAGAGAAGUAGUGAAACCGCAACCUAAAGAAGAGGUUAUAGAACGACCUCCGAAGAGAGAUAUUUUUUCUGACCCCAGCUUAAUAAAUCAAUUCACACAGGAGGUGAAAAACUUACAAAAAUUGACUGAUUCCCUAACAAAUACUUCAUCUAGUGGUAUUAAUGUUUUAGAGGCCAAAUGGAAAAGUUUACAGGAAUUACAAGCCCAAGAGGAAAAAAACCGAUCGAUGAGGAUAGCUAUGAAGCGAUCUCGUAUGGAUGACGUAAUGCCCUAUGACGACACUAGACUCACCCUUAAGUCUGAUCCUGAUGCCUAUAUAAACGCCUCUUAUUAUAAGCAAUUGACGUCAUGGUGCAUGCCCCUAGUAAUCUCGAAAUGCCCUGACGAGUCCGAAAUGGAAAUCUUCUGGAAAGCCAUGUUCGAGAACGAUGUCAGCUGCAUUGUUUGUUUACAAACUGAAAUUGAUAUGCAGGGUGCGGCAUAUUGGCCGACGGCGGUGGGGCAGACACUAGUGGUGGGAAGCACGCGCGUGUCGCUGGGAGCCGCGCGCACGUGCGGCCACUGGACCGAGCGCACGCUGCACCUCGCCUGCGGGGGCACUACGCGUUCUGCUAUACACUAUCAGAUCAACGUGUUCCCGGACAAAGUGGUGUGCUCGCCGCUAGUUCUCCUGUGCGACGCAGUGUGGCGACAAAGCGGCGCGGGUUUGGUGGGCGCCAGUGGCCUUACAGCCGCGGGCCGCACAGUGUGUGUGCAGUGCAGCGCAGGCGCAGGUCGUAGUGCACUAGUGGCACUGCUACUGGCUGCUAUGUGUCAGCUGCGCGCGGGACACAUACAACUAUGUGAGGUGUUGGAGCAUGGUGCGGGCUGGCUGGUGGCUGGGCGGCGCGGUGCGGUGACAGCUCGCACGCAGCCCGACCUCGCACGCGCGCUGCUCUAUUACGCGCAGGGCGUGCUCUGCUCCGGUACAACGAUGUUCAAUGGCGAAGCGGUAUCCGUCCCGAGCGGUGCGGCAGUACUACCCCCCGCCCCCACCCCAGGGCCCGCUCCCCCCACGGGACAGGGGGGAGCACGGGGCAAGUUCAGCCGCGAGUCGUUUGAAGAAAUGCGACAAGCUCCUGGUCUCAAGAGCGGCGACAUGAAAGACCCCCUCAACUUCCUCGACCCCCUCUGGAGCCUCAAGAAGAAAUAACAACCCUAGAUAUGAUCAAAACAUUAAGUGAAUAAAUAAAUAAUCGAAUCAAAUAUAAUCCACAUCAAAUUAUAAAUCUAUUUAUGUUUUAAGUUAAAAUAUAUGAGUAGAUAUUUUAGGAAAUUCGCUAUUUUUAAUUUAAUCAUUCUUUUAUCCAAUAAUGAUGAUGAUUGAUGAUAGACAUUCCUUCAAUGAAAUGGGAAAAUAUUAUAAUUGGUAACUUAUAAGGUAAGAUAGCGUUAGCAUCUAUCGAUGGUUAUGUAACUCCUUACGUUAUGGCCGAUAAGCAAAUUUUGUGUGGCCUCAGACUGCGAAUGGUAUUAUUGUACUUUAAUAAAUACAUAUUUAAUUCAA